UUUAACUUUCAUGACGAUCGGACGUGCGUGCGCGACGUUCUUUGAAAAAAUAAAAGACGAAAGAAAAUUAAAUCGUAACUGAAAAAUUAUUAGCCGCGAUUGAUAAAGUGUGCAAGUUAUCUAAAAGCGCGAGUGCAUUUAACAUUUUGACGUCACGGCGAGCAGUGUGAACAAAACAAAACAGAAUACAAAAAGAAUAGAAAUACCAACAAAUUUAAUUUGAUUUGUGUUCUCUAAUCAAAGCUUGCGCGUGAUUUUGUUUAGCAGUCCGUUUUUAACUAACACACACACACGCAGUAGGGCAAAGAGUGAACGAAGUGCGCCCGCCAAUUGCCCCCUGCGUCCCCCCCGCUUAAGUCGACAAGCAAAGUGUUGUGAAAAUGCAAACGGCAAAGGCGCCUAAUGGAGGAUAGAAGUAAAAGAAGACGUAGAAGAAGAAGCGCGAGCCAAUAGCAAACAUAACGGCAAAAGCGGCAGCGACAAGUGCAUAAAACGUGACGACCGAAAAAAGCGAGAGAGAGAGAGAGAGAAAGAAAAAAAGCAGUGCAAAUAAAAAUUUAGUUGCUUCGUUUUUGUGUUAUCUGUGUGUCAAAAAUAAAAAGAAAAAAGUUUUUUUUGUGCUACAUGUUUUGUGUUUAACGUUAGAAUAUUAUGAUGAUGAGCGACCUCUAAAUGUGUGUGUGUGUGUGAAAAAUCGUAUAAACGACUACAACAACAAAAACAACAUAAAUACAUAAAAAGUGACCGUAGUAACAAUCAACAACAAAUAACAUAAUUUAAAAUUUCAAGUUGAAGAGUAAAACAGAUUUUUUUUAUAUGUUGAGACGCACAGCUGCAGUUUUUUGGUUUGUUGCCUAAACACAACACCAACAACAACAAAACACUUGGACAACAACAAGAAGAACAUCAGCAGACUGCAAACUGCAAAAAAACAUAUUAAUACCAGAGACAAUGACGGAACUCCAAUUGGACAACAGCUUGACACGGGACGCUGACGUUGGCGCCGAUGUCGCAGUUGACGCCAUGGCAACAGCAACAACAACAACAACCACUUCGACUGCGACAGCGACAACAACAACGCCCAAGGCCACGGUCAAGCGUCGUCAGUUUGUGGAGGGCGAAACCGAGGAGGGAUUUCUGUCCACCUCACCGGACAGCGCCAAUGGCGAUGCACACGCACACAGCCACCCUCACACACACCAACACCAACACCCACAUACACAUGGAGCCGAGCUGCAGCCGAACUGCAACAGCGACACGAACCCGAACAAUGUCAUCAUCGUCGGCGACGCUCGUCAGCUGUUGCUGCAGGCCUUCUAUCAAUGCUCCUGUGCCGACGAAUGCGUCAAGCUGGACAACAUACUCGAUUCGUUCAAAGCUCCGCUCUCCGAAGAUCAAGCCUGGGCUCUCGUCUAUCAGUUCACCACACUCUACCACAAGGUUGCUGUCCAGGCUCAUCAUUGUUCCAGCGAGGAUUACGACGCACAGCUGCCCACGCAGUUUGAGCUUCAUUUGCAUCGCGAUGGCAGCGUCCACUUCUCUGGUAAGGAGCGUCAACAGCAGCAGCAGGAGCACCAACCUCAACAGAAUCAACAACAGCAGCAGCUGCAGAAAGAGUCUCUGCAGCAGCAGCAGGAGCGAAAGCUCAAUGACAGCGCCAGCAGCAGCGGCGACAGCAGCGUCGUCAUUAAUCGUGCCUUCGACAACCACAAUCAUCACACAUCGUACCUCGUCUCUCAUAGAAAGAUUAUGAGCGAACUGGCGGAAGUUGUUUUCGCCGCCUUGGACUCCAAUCUGGCGGUGGACGAGGAAUGCCAACUGUCUCCGGAGCUGGAAAGUCUCUUUGACUUCAUGAUGGCAGAAGAGACAGACGAUGAUUGCAUUGAUGAGGGCAUCGACGAGGGCGACAAGCGCUGGGACGAUGAAUCGGAGGAGGAGCGCAACAAUACCAAAGAACUGGAGCAUAUAAUCGAGACCUGCAGAAAUCACAUAAAAUCCGCUUUACCUGAGAACCAUUAUAAAGCCGUUUGUCGCGCCUUGGUAACGGAAACAAUAGAACUGCGUAUUUUUCUGCAGCAAGUGCUAAACAAUGGAGGAGCUGAAAAGUUUAUCGAAGCCACAUCUCAAACAUCUCAAACGACACAGAAAGAACUGGCGAAGCUGGGCUUCAACGACUGGGCACGCUUUUGGGUGCAGGUAAUCGAUGAGCUGCGACGUGGAGUGCGACUGAAGAAGCGCAAUUACGAGCGCACGCCCAUCGAAUACGAGCUGACGCCCUACGAGAUACUCAUGGGCGACAUACGAGCCAAAAAGUAUCAAUUGCGCAAGGUGAUGGUGAAUGGAGAUAUUCCGCCUCGUGUCAAGAAGGAUGCCCAUGCGAUGAUCUUGGACUUCAUCAGGUCGCGGCCACCAUUGAAAAAGGCCGCUGAUCGUCAGUUGGGUCCGCCGUUGAAGCUGAUUCCCUCACCACGCGAACAGUUGAUGGAAUCGAUACGCAAAGGCAAGGAACUGAAGCAAAUAACACCGCCAAAAUCGCCAAAUCUCAGGCAGAAAAUGCUUCCAAAUUCAACAAAUCCAACAUUGUCGCGCUCCAGACAGCGGCUCAUCAAAGUGGAUUUCUCCAAGUUGCAGGACGACGAGCAUUUCUUUGAUGAAUCGAGCAUAAGCAGCGCAGCUUCCACUGCGGCAGCUGCGGCUCAUCUCGCUGAGCUGCAUCGCUACUCGCAGCCCAAGAUGCCACCAUAUCCCAUCGGAGGCUACAUGCUCGGCAGCCAGACGAGGCACGAUUCCCCGGCGACUUUAAUGCGACCGAGACGCACAACUUAUGACCUUGCCACGCAGUGCGAGUCGCGACGCGGCUCCUCGAGACGCCACACCAUCGUGGGAUGCCAGAGCAACCUGGACGAGGCGCACUCGAUGCCCCCGACGCGUCCCGAGUCUCGUCAAUCGACGGAUGACGUCAACAACAAGGAGUUGAAGAGCACUCCAGAGAUGCCUCAGUCGCAGUCACAGACUCAACCUCAACCUCAACUCGGUGGCAACAGCGAGGCAGCAGCAUCAACGUCGCAUUCAACAUCCUCGCUUGGCCCAUGGAACAAGUCCUUCAUGGACAAACAGACCUGGAUGGAACGUGGUGAUGAUCGUCUGUCCGUUACCCUGGCCGAGAUCAUUCACAUACGUUCCGUCAUGACCAAAGCCGAGCUCGAGGGCCUGCCCAUGGACGUGCGUGUCAAGGAGGAUGUUGAAAAGCGUCGCGUUUGCUUCCUCUGCCUCCGCACACGCUUCUCCUUCCUCGGUCCCUGGGGCAUUCAGUGCAAACUCUGCCAGCGCACCGUCUGCGCCAAGUGCUACACCAAGAUGCGCAUUCCCUCGGAGCAUUUCCGCAACGUGCCCCUCGUCUUGAUCUCACCCUCGCUGCUCUCCAGCCCUGCCAGCUCGAGCACGCCAUCGCCAUCGCAUCAUCAUGCACAUCAGGCGCAUCAGCUGCACUCCGCCUCGACGGGCAACAUCAUGGACGAUCAGUUCCCCAAGUCGCUCAUCGAGCGACUGCUGCGCUCCGAGUCAGAUCGUAAGGCUCGCAGCACAGUGGGCAGCGCUCCGUCGUCGCCCAAGCACCAAAGAUCAAACAUGAGCACACCAGGGAUUAGUGUGGGACCUGGCUCAGCUGCCGCUGCUGCCGCCGCUGCUGCUGCAGCUGCAAGUGGCACUGGACAAGCCGUGGAGGCGUUACACGAUCAGGCAUCCAUGUCUGCCUCCUACUCUUCGGCCAUGCGACCGUCGGGAGUGCAACCGAAGCAGCUGCACUACAACAACGCGAUGUCCCGCAGCAUGGAAGGACCGCGAAGUCUGCCCGUGAACAGUCCGGCGUAUCGACCGCUCUCCAACAACAGCACGCUGGAGCGCAAAUCGCGUUUCUCGCGAGGAUUUGCGCUGUUCUCAUCUGGCAGCCAUUUGGCGCAAUCGCAGCAGGAUCAGAAGGAGAAUCUGCGUGGAGAGCAGGUGACAGUCUGUCACGAUUGCCAGGGAUUGGUGAACGAGAUCACGAGCUCGGUGAAGCAGAAACGCAGCUCGGCUCGCAAUCGGACGAUACAGAAUCUCACGCUGGACCUGACGCCCGUCUGGAAGUAAACCAAAAGAUGGACGCCAGGAUCUGGUGGAAACUAGGAAAAACGAUAAAAUGAAAAACAAAAGAACUAAACUAUAUACUUAAUUAUGCAUAUAUAUAUAUAUUGAAUGGACUGUUGUAUACAUAGCUUAGAGAGACGCAAGAAAAAGAGACAGAAAUAGAGAUAGGGAUAGAGAAAGAGACAGACAGACAGAUAUAGGAGAAAAAGGAUCGUUAGUCUAGUGUUUAAGUUGAUUGCUGUAUAUUAAUUCUUUCGGCUAGAGUUUAGCUUUGAGCAUAUGCACCCCACCAUUACAUACAUACUACAUACAUAGAUACAUACAUAGAUAGAUACACACACAUACAUACAUACAUACUACAUAGUUAUAGAUCCAACCCAGAUAUAUACAAGAGAGAUACGUUGUUUGUAAUUGUUUAAUUUAUAUGUAUAAAUGUUGAUUAAGUCCACGCCCCCCUCCCCCAUCCAUCCCUCAAUGAUAUAUAUGCAAUCUAUAAGCAUCUAUCUGGCGAUUUAUGCCCUCGACUAUAGCAUGAAUCCGAUCAUGGUUCCGAUCACGUUCGUUAAAGUUAUACAUACUA
Messenger RNA from Drosophila albomicans, 4705 nucleotides. It is a transcript of the gene spir, whose product is annotated as protein spire. NCBI's taxonomy places the organism in Eukaryota, Metazoa, Arthropoda, Insecta, Diptera, Drosophilidae. Gene Ontology annotation, molecular function: actin binding. The record is from RefSeq and is a predicted model, not a curated record. Gene Ontology annotation, cellular component: cytoplasmic vesicle membrane; cell cortex. Bases 952 to 4128 code for a protein of 1058 amino acids. The transcript has 15 exons. Gene Ontology annotation, biological process: Golgi vesicle transport; intracellular transport; actin filament network formation.